This is a messenger RNA of Orcinus orca (killer whale), 3421 nucleotides long. It is a transcript of the gene SPPL3, whose product is annotated as signal peptide peptidase like 3. The transcript has 11 exons. Lineage: Eukaryota; Metazoa; Chordata; Mammalia; Artiodactyla; Delphinidae. Gene Ontology annotation, molecular function: aspartic endopeptidase activity, intramembrane cleaving. The record is from RefSeq and is a predicted model, not a curated record. The coding region runs from base 551 to 1660 and encodes 369 amino acids. Gene Ontology annotation, cellular component: lumenal side of endoplasmic reticulum membrane; Golgi-associated vesicle membrane; cytoplasmic side of endoplasmic reticulum membrane. Gene Ontology annotation, biological process: membrane protein proteolysis.
AGGGCCAAGGCUCGCCCCCGCCCCCUCCUCACCUCCCCUUCGCGGGUGUGAGCUGAGCGGCCUCGGCUCACCGCUUAGCGCCUCCCUCAGCCGCUGCCGCCGCCGCCGCCGCCUCCGCCUCCGCCCGCUGGCCAUGUCCUCCGGCCGCCGCCGCCGCCGCACGAGCGCGGGGCUCCCGCGGCCCAGCGCGCAGUGAGAGCGGGGCCCUCUUGCCGUUCGCCCGCCCCGGGGCCCCCUUGUUCUCAGCGCCGCCGCCGCCGCCAUGUUGGGUUCAGAGCCGCAGCGGAGCCGCCGCCGCCGCCGCCGGUGAGGGAGGCCGAGAGCGGAGCCCGCCCCGCCCCGGGGCCCAGGGAGCGGGGCCGCCUCGGAGCCCGGCCUCUCCCCGCCAGCCGCCUUCCCGGCCCGCCCGCCCGCCCGCCCGCGGUGUGAGCGAGCGAGCGAGCGCCGGGCCGCGCCUUCCGUUCCCGGCCUGAGCGAGCCCGCCGUCCGUUCGUUCCCCCGCCGCCGGGCCCGGUCAUAUCCUGCAGCGGAGCCCUCCAGAGUCAGCGCCAUGGCGGAGCAGACCUACUCGUGGGCCUAUUCCCUGGUGGAUUCCAGUCAAGUGUCUACAUUUCUGAUUUCCAUUCUACUUAUAGUCUAUGGUAGUUUCAGGUCCCUUAAUAUGGACUUUGAAAAUCAAGAUAAGGAGAAAGACAGUAACAGUUCUUCUGGGUCUUUCAAUGGCAACAGCACCAAUAAUAGUAUCCAAACUAUUGACUCUACCCAGGCCCUGUUCCUUCCAAUUGGAGCAUCUGUCUCUCUCCUAGUAAUGUUCUUCUUCUUUGACUCAGUUCAAGUAGUUUUUACAAUAUGUACAGCAGUUCUUGCAACGAUAGCUUUUGCUUUUCUUCUUCUCCCGAUGUGCCAGUAUUUAACAAGACCCUGUUCACCUCAGAACAAGAUUUCCUUUGGUUGUUGUGGGCGUUUCACUGCUGCUGAAUUACUAUCAUUCUCUCUGUCUGUCAUGCUCGUCCUCAUCUGGGUUCUCACUGGCCAUUGGCUUCUCAUGGAUGCCCUGGCCAUGGGUCUCUGUGUCGCUAUGAUCGCCUUCGUCCGCCUGCCCAGCCUCAAGGUCUCCUGCCUGCUUCUCUCAGGGCUUUUAAUCUACGAUGUCUUUUGGGUGUUUUUCUCUGCCUACAUCUUUAAUAGCAACGUCAUGGUGAAGGUGGCCACACAGCCGGCUGACAAUCCCCUUGACGUUCUAUCCCGGAAGCUCCACCUGGGGCCCAAUGUUGGGCGCGAUGUUCCUCGCCUGUCUCUGCCUGGAAAACUGGUCUUCCCCAGCUCCACUGGCAGUCACUUCUCUAUGUUGGGCAUUGGAGACAUCGUGAUGCCUGGACUCCUGUUGUGCUUUGUCCUUCGUUACGACAACUACAAAAAGCAAGCCAACGGUGACUCCUGCAGUGCCUCUGGACCCGCCAACAUCUCCGGACGCAUGCAGAAGGUUUCCUACUUUCACUGCACCCUCAUUGGAUACUUCGUAGGUCUACUCACUGCUACUGUGGCGUCUCGAAUUCACCGAGCAGCCCAGCCCGCCCUUCUCUAUUUGGUGCCAUUUACCUUAUUGCCACUCCUCACGAUGGCCUAUUUAAAGGUGAGAGAGGCAGUUAUAAACCAGUGAAAGCAAUAACAUGGCAUUGACCCUGGACUUGGGGUGACCUACGGCGGAUGUGGUCUGAGCCAUUCCACUCCAAGUCCAGCAGCUCCCGAUUCCUGGAAGUAUGAUGGAUCACAGAGAGCGACCAGAAUGGCCUCUCAGUCUUUUUCUGUCCACGUGUGGUUUUGUUUCCUCUUAGAGCUGGCCUGGUACUCGGAGAUCUACCUGUCUAAGGACUGCCAUGUGACCGGAUUAUGCAUUUGCAGGAGCGAGGUGCUGGAGCCUGCGUGGUUCCUUCUCUUCCUGCCGUUGGAGAGGUGGAGCCCCUCCUGAAGUGACAGGCCUUCCCCAGCACUCCUCCCUCCCCCGUUUUUAUGGAUCUGCACCAGACUGUUAACCUUUGGGGGACGGAGAUGUGACUGUUUAAACUGACAAGGGCAAGGAGUUGUUCUAUACCUUUGAACACUAAAAGGAUGAAAAACAUUAGCGAACUGGUUUCCUCAGUGAACCCUCAAGAACUUUUGGGACCAGUUUCCUAUGGGGGACUCAGUUUCAGAGAACUGAGACAGAAACUCUUCUGUCAUUAUAUUCUUCUUUCCGUUUUUUGGAUUUAUUAAAUAUUUUCUGUGGUGUGAAGUGACUUAUUAAAUCCACAGACACUGAGUGACUUCUUACAACAUACACAUAAGAAUUUGUUGUAAUGAGUUCACGUCCACCCAGAUGUUGUGUUGGCAGUGAACGAGGGCACGGUUUUUAUACAUACAUACACACACAUGCACAUGGAUAUAUAUGAAUAAACAAAAAUUAAAACCUGCUAAGAUCAUGCUGUAUAGCAGACAGGGGCUUGCUGUAAUUUUUAGCAUGUAGAGCAGUUCACUCUGGCUUCCUUGUAUAUGGAUAAGCGGCUGUCUUUCCCUCCACAACUGAACGUGCAGUUAAAAAACAGUAUAGUAUUUGUACUGAUAUACUCAUGGACUUUAGGGGAUGCUCGUUUGGUUUUUGAUCAGUGUAGCAAAUUAGGGAUGAAAAGUUAAAACUUUCUGGCCCUUUUUUCAUUUUUACAGGCUUCUCCCUUGCAGGGUUUUUGAUAGUUUCUUCUUGAACCAGUGCAUGUAUUAUAGCAGCAGGUGUCUUUGUGCUUUCUGAUCAUAGUAAUGUACUACUUGUAAAUACAUUUUUCUAUUUUCUAUUUUUUUGUAUUUUUUUUUUUGGCAUUUUGUUUCAUUGGUGUGCUGUAUUUUCCAUGCCCUCACUCCUUUAAGAAAAAAAAAGGAAAAAAGCAACACGAUCCUGUCCUUGCUGUUGUGAUUAUAGUCUUGGUUUACCUGUUGUGACAACUGGGUUUUGGGGACAAAUGUCAAACACCCCCGGAGAUGGGCCCUACGUUCCAGGAAUUGUGGCAAGAAUGAGCUGCUGUGACCCUUAAAUCUGCCCGUGUGCUGUGGCCUUGGCUGGAGACCCAGUGUCCCAGCAGUGACUAGUGGGAGUGGUGUCCACAGCCUGAGGGGAAAUUGCCCGUUGUUUGGAGGCAGAGAGAAGCCGGGGAUUGGCCUGCCCACCUGAGAGCAGGGGUUGGAGAAGGGCCCAUGUUUCCUGGGCUCUCCCUUAAGCAGGUGACCUGUGUAUAAACUGGGGCGCUGUGGGCCCCAUGGCUGGAGGUCGCAGUGGGUGGCACUCACAGGUGGUGCACGUGGCAGUAAGGAUGGUGUGCUCCUCCGUCAUGUCUUCAGAUCCUGCUGAAGGCUGUAUGUUUUUUGUUGUUUUGUUGGUUUUUUUUUUUUUUUU